This is a messenger RNA of Rotaria sp. Silwood1, 4686 nucleotides long. Lineage: Eukaryota; Metazoa; Rotifera; Eurotatoria; Philodinida; Philodinidae. The record is from the annotation of a GenBank genome assembly.
AUGCCUUUAACAGAAUUAUUAUCAUUUAAUCUAUAUUACACGGAUCGAGUAAGUGAAGAUGAAUUACAAUAUGAUUGUUUAUAUUAUUAUGUGCCUCUGAAAUCGAAACGAGAACAACAACCGUUCUCUCAUGAAAUUAUUCCUUACUGUUAUCGACCAGUUAGUCAUCCCAAUGAUAGCAUUAUUAAUAAAACUGACUCGAUUACAUUUGAAGAAUUAAAACGUCAAAAAGUAACCAUCGAACAGCUCUAUUCAUGGUCUGCUCCUAUUGAUCUGCUUGAACGUUAUCAACUCUAUACUAAUCAACCGACAGCAGCAACAGCGUCAGAUUUGUUUUAUAACUGUUCAGGAUUAUGGUUUGGAUCUACUUGUCAAUAUACGUUUGACUCGCCCAAUGAUUUUGCCGAUAUUGUUCGAGAAACAUUUCGAAUGAAAGAAGGAAAAUUGAAUGAUAUUCUAAAUGUUACAAAAGGAGGAACAUGCUAUCGAUUUUUGAAAUGUGAUAGAGGACCUGGUAACGUUUCGUGUCUCGAUUGGCGUGAAGUAUGUGAUGGAAAAAAUGAUUGUUUCAAUAACGGUAUUGAUGAAAAGGGCUGCUUUGAAGUAAUGGAAUUGAAUGAAUGUGGUCCAAAUGAAUUUCGAUGUCGAAAUGGACUUUGUAUACCUGAAGACUUUUUGUGGGAAGAUAGCUUGGAUUUCGACUGUCUUGAUGGUUCUGACGAAAUAUAUGGAGGACAGCGCUUUGACACCUGCUAUCAAGAUCCUGCUUUUCGGUGCGAAGAGCGUACAUGUCGACCUUAUCUUAAUAUGGUGGCAUGCGGAGAUGGCGAGUGUGUAUUUACACAAAUUCCAACGGAUUUUGUCCAUGCUCAUAUAUGUAUGAAUGCUCGUGAUAUACUGUUGUCAAGAGCUCUUCUUGCUCAUGAGGAAACACCAGAAUUAUCGAAGUUAUGUUGGUCGACAAUGAUUUGUGCUAUGAGAAUAUACAAUCGUAUCUAUUCUCUUUUCGAUACUGUACGCUGUGAAACGAUUUGUGGUCAACCAUUUACACCUAAGUGUGAUACACUCAUAGAGCAAAAUUGUCCACCUCUAUUUCAAUUUCCUGCGCAUCCAGUCAUACACGGUCAUGUAGUAUUAAUAUAUACAAACGAACGACCAGAAUAUACUGGCGGUAUACGAAAACCGAAAUACAUAUGCUAUAAUAGACAAUUUUGUCCAAAGCUAACUUUAGCACAAAAUUCAAGUAGCGAUUCAAUAUGUGUUUCUGCGUUCCUACUAAAUGCGCCCCACAUGAAUUAUGUAUCAUAUAGCAAUUUUAUUACAUUUAUGACAAAUUUAUUUCAUCAAUGUCCUCCGAUCGAUGUAGUCAAGAGGCCUGAUCUUUGUCUUAAUCCAAAUUUGUUCUACUGCGAAUAUACUCUAACUUGUUUUUCGAAACAUCGACUGGUAGAUAGCGUGCACGAUUGUCUGGAUCCUGACGAUGAAGAAGAACCUUGUUCAAUGAAUGAUACAUACCGUUUUCAUUGUACAUCUGAAAGUGACAAAUGUAUUUCUCCUUUUUGCAUUCGUGACCUUCACGAUGAUUGUAUGGGAGGAGAAGAUGAAAUAGCAGGUACUAAUGUUCGCAAAAACUCCAGAAGUUAUAUACCAUUUCAAAUUUUAUGCGAUGGGUUCACAGAAUUUACAAUUAAUACGGAUGAUACCGUUAUUGAAACAGAUGAAACAAACUGCGAUCUAUGGCCUUGUGACAAUCAAUACACUCGUUGUAAUAUUUAUUUGAACUGUCCCAAUGGUUUAGACGAAGCCCAUUGUGAAUGGACCGCUUGUCCUCCAUUACAUCUGCCAUGCGUCGAACCGAUUAGCAAAAAUAUCACCUGUUUACCUCUUACUUUAGCUAAUGAUAAUAUAACUCAUUGUCUUGGAGCAUCAGAUGAACGCCAUAUGUGUAGGAUUGAUGGUGCCGAAAGUUUUCCUGACACUCGAUACAAGUGUUGGAAUGAGACUGGACUACAUCCUUGUGUUUCUGUGGACUCUCUAUGUGAUGGUGAAGAAGAUUGUGAAUUUGGAGACGACGAACAGUUUUGCCAAAAUGACGAUGAAGAUUAUUUUCCAGAGCCAUGUAAUGAUCUAUCCAAUGGAGAUAGAACGACGAGUCAUAAUUUUCUUUGCAAAUUAACCGAUGCAAAUAAAUCACGAAACAUCUAUUUUUCGUUAAAAAACGCAAUUACUUACCCUUCGACAGUUCCACAAUUAUCAAAAGCAAUGCAAAAAACCGAAAUGGUUUCCAAAAUAAAUGUUGACAACGAUCGUCGGCAAAAUAUCAGCAGCAGCAAUUUUUAUCGAGCAUGGUACUGUAAUCGAGGUAUUGCCAUAAGGUAUAAACAUGUAGGACAAAUAUGUCUUUGUCCACCUAGCUACUAUGGCGAUCGAUGUGAGUUUCAAAGUCAACGUGUUAGUGUGACGUUACAAAUGAAAGCAUCUGAAUAUCGAACAAUGAUUGUUUUAGUACUUACUCUAAUCGAUUAUAAUCAACAAAUUCAUUCUUAUGAACAAGUACAUUAUAUUCCAUUUCGUGAUUGUAAAAAUAAAUUCAAUGUUGUACUUCUUUACAAUAUUCGACCAAAAGAUUUUUUACGAAAAUAUUUUGUACGGAUUCAAGCUUUUGAAAAAUCAAGUUUUGCCCAUCGCGCUACUUGGCUUUUUCCAAUCAAAUUUCCUGUUUUACCUGUUUAUCGCCUAGUGAAACAAUUAGUCAUUCCUGCAGAUGAAACGCAUACAAUUGCAAAAAAUUGUCCAUUAAAAUGUCUACAUGGUUUAUGUCAACGUUAUAUCAACAGUGAAGAUUUCUUCUGUCGUUGUGAUUCGAAGUGGUAUGGUGUUUUGUGUGACAUUCCAUAUGUAUGUCAAUGUUCAUUUGAUUCUCGGUGUGUUGGUAUAAUUAAUAAUCGGUCUAUUUGUGUAUGUCCUCCACAUAAGUUUGGUCCGAGAUGUUUGUUAACGCGUUCUUCAUGUCCACCUUCAAAUUGUCAUCAUCGUGGCACAUGUAUUUUUUCAGAUGAACGUAUAUCACAAGAACGUUUUGUAUGUCUUUGUGAAGAUGGUUUUUCAGGUGUGAGAUGUGAAAAUAUUCAAACAAAGAUUGAUAUUUCAUUUGCAGUGGAUGUUUCUAUUCCACAAGCUCUACUUGGUCAUUUUAUAACUGUUUACAAUGAUUCAAAUCCGACACAAUUGUCAAUCUAUAAAAAAGUUCCAUUCAAUCUCGAAACAGUUACUUUUCAUUUUUCAGAUCCGUUUCAUAUACUUUUGACAGAAUUCGAUGAAAAAUUUUAUUUGGCUAUUGUACAAGAAACCUUUACUGCUUCAUUACACAUUGCAGUUCAACUAACAGCUUCUUAUCGAUGUUUACCUAUUGAAGAAAUACUUGAUGCGACUAUUCUACAAUUUCGUCGUCUACAUUAUGUUAAAUAUUAUCACACCCUUUGCCGAAAAAAUUCUGAUCUUGUUUGUUUCUACGAUGAAUCGUUGAUGUGUUUGUGUAAUCAAGAUCGAUUUGCAAAUUGUUUUAAUUUUGAUCGUAGUAUUACCUAUUCUUGUUCUGAUACGAAUUAUUGUACAAACAAAGGUCGAUGUUUUCAGAACUCUGAAACAUGUCAAACACCACUUUUAUGUGUUUGUAAUGAAUGUUAUUAUGGAAAGCGUUGUCAACUAAGUACAAAGGGUUUUGGACUUCCGCUUGACGCUAUUAUAGCUUAUCAGAUUCAUCCGAAUGUGCCUCUUACAUCCCAACCCACUGCCGUUAAAGCGAGUAUUGCUAUAACAACCGUAAUGGUAGUUAUUGGUUUCAUAAACAGUUUUUUUUCUAUCGCUACAUUUCGUAGAAAACGUUGUAGAGAAACAGGUUGUGGAUAUUAUUUAUUUGCGUCAUCAAUUUGUUCAUUUGCUACGAUGAUUUUUCUUCUCGUGAAAUUUUGGAUUCUUCUUGUAUCUCAAAUGCUUGUUGUACGUACAACGACCUUUUUACUAUUUAAUUGUAUAUCUAUGGACACAUUGCUUCGUAUUUCUCUUAACACUGGAGAUUGGUUGAAUGCAGCUGUAGCCGUCGAACGAUUAUUUAGCGUUUGGAAAGGUAUCAGUUUCAAUUCAGAAAAAAGUAAACGAAGUGUUCGAUGGGUGUUUCUGAUAAUUUUUCUCUUUAUCAUUUUUACGACUAUACACGACCCAAUUCGUCGUUAUAUUGACUUUGAUGAAGAAGAACAGCGUACAUGGUGUCUAGUUCGUUACUCUUCAACUCUACAGUAUUAUGAUUCUAUCAUGAAUAUUAUACAUUUUAUUACUCCUUUCUCAAUUAAUAUUAUUUCUGCAAUAUUUAUUAUUAUUGGAACAGCUCAGAUUCGUUCUACUGUUCGCAUAAAUCUAACCUACAAAUACCAUUUACGUGAACAAUUUGAACGGCAUAAAUAUUUACUUAUUAGUCCUCUUAUUCUUGUUCUUCUCAGCCUCCCACGUCUAAUAAUUUCAUUCGUACCUGGUUGUAUGAAAUCGACUCGUGAUCCAUGGUUAUUUCUUAUCGGUUAUUUUGUAUCGUAUAUACCAUCAACUCUCAUCUUUGUUACAUUUGUUUUACCGUCUGCUAUUUACAGAUGUGAAUUCAAAGAAGCGAUAAAACAUGUACGAAAUUGCUUUUGA